This is a messenger RNA of Scatophagus argus, 3498 nucleotides long. RefSeq names its product sodium/potassium/calcium exchanger 3-like. Gene Ontology annotation, biological process: calcium ion transmembrane transport; intracellular calcium ion homeostasis. Gene Ontology annotation, molecular function: calcium channel activity; calcium, potassium:sodium antiporter activity. The transcript is spliced from 17 exons. The record is from RefSeq and is a predicted model, not a curated record. Bases 557 to 2407 code for a protein of 616 amino acids. NCBI's taxonomy places the organism in Eukaryota, Metazoa, Chordata, Actinopteri, Scatophagidae. Gene Ontology annotation, cellular component: membrane.
CAUCAGGAGGUUAGUCUCCCAGCUUUACUACAACAGUAUUAAUGCUGCCGAUUACUUUUAACAUUUUGAAGUGCCUGCUCGUCGUCUUGUCAGUCUCUCAUGUCGCCCCACCCCAGCCGGCUGAAGGCGCUCCCUGGUGGUCUUAGCUUGUGACUCCAGGAAAACGCCUCCUCCUAGUGGAAGAUCAUAAAGAUGGGUGGGGGGUGUCAGCUAUAGCGCAGGAGGGACGUGGGUUAUAUUUUUCUAAAGGCGCUCGCUGAUGUCUUUGCGUGUGUGUUGGAGCUGGAGCUUGUUGGGUGCAGAUGCUGCUUUGAUGUUGACUGAGCGGUGCUGGACGCCGGGCUGCUGCUGCUGCUGACGGGCCGACAAUAUCAAACAUCCCCCUUGUAUCGCGGAUGGAGCCAAAGGCUGGAAGACCUGAAAGACGGUGAAUCUGCGGGUGGUGGUGGUGGGCGGGAGGGCAGGGGGUGAAGGAGAGCGUCAAGCCAGUUUGUUCCAGUGUGAAAGCGGCGACGACAUGUUCUGAGCCCGGGGAGCGUCGGCGGCGUCUGGCGGGAUGAAGGUGCCGCGGAGACCGAGGCAGACGCGCCUCCUCCCGCGGUUCUGCGUCUGUGGAGUCGCUGUGCUCGCAGCCACCUGGAUCUUUCACUUCACUGAUGUCACAGGGUCCCAUAGACCAACUGUGGACAAUGACAUCUCCUUGUAUAAGAGAGAGAUCAUCCAGCAAAAAGAAGACAACCAGACUGACAGUAUUUCUAAAUCUGCUGUCAUGGAUUUUCCUGAAGACAUCUUUACUCUGGAGCAGAAGAGACACGGAGCUGUGCUCCUUCACGUUCUCUGCGCUGUCUACAUGUUUCAUGCGCUGGCCAUCGUGUGUGACGUUUACUUUGUGCCAUCACUGGAAAAAAUAUCAGAGAACCUUCAGCUCAGUCAGGAUGUUGCCGGGGCAACCUUCAUGGCAGCGGGGAGUUCUGCCCCUGAGCUCUUCACCUCUUUGAUUGGGGUGUUUAUCACGAAGGGAGAUGUGGGUGUGGGAACUAUCGUGGGAUCAGCCGUCUUUAACGUCCUGGUCAUCAUUGGCAUCUGUGGAAUCUUCUCCAGACAGCCCAUCACUCUGAGCUGGUGGCCUUUGUUUCGUGAUGCUGUCUUCUACAUCCUUUCCAUAGUGGUGCUUAUCCUGGUGAUCUAUGAUGAAAAAGUCAUGUGGUGGGAGACCAUCAUCCUGAUCUCUAUGUACGGAGUCUACAUAAUAAUCAUGAAGUUCAACAGAUCUCUGUACAGCCUGGUCGAGAGACACUGCAGCAGGGCAGGUCAGCCGUGUCUGAGCAGCCUGCGACGGACGACUGCCGUCGGAAGCGUCGGGGACUGUGACAACGACAUGGUGCCGCUGAAGCCAGAUUCAUGUGUGGUGGCCGGCCAGGAUUCAGGGGUGGUAAUGGUGGAUGAGAUGGUGAACCUGCACCCCCACCAACUUUCAUUCUCAGAGGCAAGCCUCCGCCUUUUCAUCACCUCGCAUUUCCCCCCCUUCACCCGCCUGCGCAUGGCAGGACGCAUGGUCAUCAACGAGAGGCAGAGGCUGAUUCGGGCUCGAGUUGGCCCAGAGGAGGGAGGAGCCUCGGGGGAGGAAAGUUCGGGUGCCAACGGAGCGUGGGGGAGGGAGAACGGGACGAUGGCCGAGGGAGACGCGCAGCCGCUGGAGGGAGAGAGGGAGAGGGGUAAAGAGGUGGGGGGGGAGAGAGGUGGGGGAGCACAGCCUAAAGAAGAGGAGGAUGAGGAGGAAGAGCAGGAGGAAGGAGAGGAGCAGAGCGCUCCUUUCAAGCCUUUCGUCCUGCCAGAUGGUUGGUGUGAGCGUGUGAAGUGGCUGCUCUCGUGGCCCGUGAGCAUCCUGCUUCACUGCACCAUCCCCGACUGUAGCCUGCCGCGGUGGGAGCGCUGCUACCUCCUCACCUUCCUGUCCUCCACCCUCUGGAUAGCCCUCUUCUCCUACCUCAUGGUCUGGAUGGUGACCAUAAUCAGCUACACACUUGGAAUCCCAGAAGUCAUCAUGGGCAUCACUUUUCUGGCAGCCGGCACCAGUGUCCCUGACUGUAUGGCCAGUCUCAUCGUCGCCCGACAAGGGAUGGGUGACAUGGCUGUGUCCAACUCCAUUGGCAGUAAUAUCUUUGAUGUGCUGCUGGGACUGGGCUUCCCCUGGGCGCUGCGGACUCUCAUAGUCAGCUAUGGAUCAGUGGUGACCAUAAACAGCAAAGGCCUGGUGUAUUCAGUGAUUCUGCUGUUGGCCUCAGUCACACUUACUGUCCUGUGUGUCCAUCUGAACUGCUGGAGAUUGGAUCGAAGGCUGGGAUUCUGUCUCAUUCUGCUCUACGCCAUCUUCCUUAUGUGCUCCAUCGGCUUCGAGAGGCUGUAGAGGACACACACACACACACACACACACACACACAGUCAUACUAAAGGAUGCACAAACAAGUGAUCCCUACGGUGGCCGACAAGUAUAAACGCGCUGCAAACAAGAAAACAAAUGCAAAAAGCAAACGCUGCAUGGAGCAGAUGAGUACAUGAGAAGAAGAAAGUUAUAGUGCUCUACAUGUUUAUACAUCUAUUGUCUGUCUCUCUGGUGGAAGGUCAGCACUGCCCCUAGAGGCCUGGAGCACUUCUGUUGUAUGACUGGAGAGGCAGCGUUUUCUUUUUGCAGCUGUUUUUCUAUAUGUGGCACGUUUCUGUUUUUGCAGCGCGUUUGUACUUAUCGGCCACCGUAGGGUCCGACUUGUUUUCCACCUUCACUGCUGCCAUUAUUAAUCAACUGUACAGACGGAUGAAUUUUCGUUUCAUGUCAGGGUGGCUCUUUGAGUAGCAGCACUGCAACAACAGUUGCCUGAAAGCUGCAUUGUUUACCUUUGAUAAACAAGUAUUUUACAUAGUUUUGUACCAAGCACCUCCAGCCCAGAUUUUGCGAAAUCAAAGCCAACUGAUAACACUCUAAGUCUCACAACAAAUUUAUAAAGUGCUGAAUUUGUAUUCUUAAGCUGAAAAUAUUGUAUAAGGAACCCCAAAGUGUGUUAGUUUACUUAUUAAUACUUUGACUGCCACAAGUAACCUCAAUGACCAGAUGAUCAUACAUGUAAGUUUAUAUAGUUGCUUCUCAGUGCGUGCAGUUAUUUCAUGUAAAAUUUAAUGUCAGGUUUUUAUCGCACCUUUGUCUGUACUUGUACGCAGUAUAGCAUGGCUGAUCAUCACGCUCCAGAUAAUUGCACUAAGCCACUGUUGUCUUGGCCUUGUACAGAACGUAGGCCUCCCUCAUUCCUAAAAGCUUCUCAGCACUGAGGUGGUGUUUUUGUGCUGGAACACAGGAAAACUGUAUCCCAACAAGUUUUUGAACGUCGGUGUUUGGAGAGACUCCUUGCGUGUAUGUUGUUGAUUGCAAUUAAAACGUUUGAUUCUGUAAGGUUUCUCUUGUGCGUCUCAUGACCCACAGUCUAACGCCCAUUCAAAGCCUAAUCU